UGAAUUAGACAUGCUAUUUUCCCAGAUGAGGAUAUAGUUCUACUCCUUAAAAUAAUUUCUCUCUCUUCUCCUCAUAUAAAUAUAAAUAUAAACAAAAAUGAAAAGAAAAUAAGUAAACUCUUCCUUAAGUGUCUUCUCUCUCUUUAGAAUAUUUUGCUUUGGAAAGAAGUUGCUUGAGAUGAACUCAUGCUGUGUUGUGGGGAUAACCGGAACCCUAUAAACUUGUUGGUUUGUGACGGAAAAUGGAUUUUGGGGUGGUGAGGCACAAGCAAGCCUCUCCUAAUGCAGGCUGUCUGGGUUCCGCUGAGCCCAGAGAUGAAAAGGGCCAUGGAUCUGUGAAUCUCAAGCACCAAAGAUCUGCCCUCGCUGAGGAUUACUGGAAAUCGCACAAAAUGCUCAAGCCCGCUGAAGUUGAUUUCUCUGACACUUUCGCCGCCUUCGGAAGAUCCAAUCUCUGGCCACCGGAUGACGGCCAGAAGAUGCUAUCUUUCUCGUCCCCGGUGCCGACGCCUGAUGCUGCUGCUGCUGCCUCCGCCAGGAGCGUCGCCUUCUCGAUUUGCCAGGAUGAGACCAAUACUGGAAAUGGAGGGCGUGGGAGUUAUUCUCGAUUGAAAGGGCCGUUUACUCCUUCACAAUGGAUGGAGCUGGAACACCAGGCUUUGAUUUAUAAACACAUUGUUGCUAAUGUCCCUGUCCCUUCCAACUUGCUUGUGCCUCUCAAGAGAUCCCUCUACUCGUACGGAUCGCCCGCCUCUUACGCCUCCAAUUUUUUAGGGUGGGGUCCUUUCCAUCUAGGCUUCUCCGGCAGCAAUGAUCCUGAGCCGGGUAGGUGUAGGAGAACAGAUGGGAAGAAAUGGCGGUGCUCAAGAGAUGCUGUCCCUGAUCAGAAAUACUGUGAAAGGCACAUUAAUAGGGGCCGCCACCGUUCAAGAAAGCCUGUGGAAGGCCACGCUGGCCAUGCUGUCUCUGGAUCCGCUGCUUCAAAGGUGGCAUCGAUUGCUUCUUCCUCAUCAGCAUCAGUGAUGUCCACCAGCACCGCGUCCAACAGCCUCAGUGCGAUGCAACAUCAGCUCAAUUCCCUGCAGCCUAAUGCUGCUUCGACCAACCAUCUUGUUAGCAGAUCACAAGACUUCCGAGGCCUCUCCUUGGUACCGCCAACGGUUGGUGUGAAGUCUAAAGAUGCCUCGUUCUCCAUUCAGAAGCAGCAUGAUCCGUUUGAAGAAUCAUCUCACUCAGAAUUUGGGAUCGUCUCCUCUGAUUGCCUUCUCAAUCCUUCCGCAAAGAUAUCCUACAUGAAUGGCAGUAACUCGAAUUCUUUCAACACGAAAGAGACAAACAGUCAACAUCCGGUUCACCAUUUUAUCGAUGAUUGGCCAAAGGAUCAGUCGGACCGUGCCUCUGGUUCAUGGCCAGAAGAACUGAAAUCGGACUGGACCCAACUUUCAAUGUCCAUCCCGAUUGCUCGAGAUUUCUCAUCUUCCUCUAGCUCUCCUGCACAAGAGAAAUCUACUCUCUCGACUCUAAGGCUCUCUCACGAGGUUGACCCUAUCCAUAUGAGCCUGGGAGUGAGUCAUGAUCUUGGUCAACCAGUCGAGAAGCAAUCAGCAUGGUCUCCUAUUGUUUGGGGGAACUCGAUGGGAGGACCACUAGGGGAGGUGUUGACGAGCACAACUAGUGGUGGAGGAGGGGGCGCAAAUUUCUCAUCUUUGAAAGCCUGUAACCGUAGCCCUCAGCUGGGAUCGUCCCCCACCGGUGUUCUGCAGAAAUCUACCUUUGUUUCCCUCUCUAACAGUAGCUCCGGGGGCAGUCCGACCAAUGCUGACAACAACAAGGCUCUUUGCAACGACUUGCUCGGUUCGGCCCUCGGCACUUCUGCAACUCUCUAGCCUGAGAAUGACCAAGCCAAACUAAUGUGGUAAUACAACAAUAUCUUUUCUUUGCGGAUAUAUGUGUGUGGCUUAUUGAAUUCUGUUAUUUUUUUUUUCUCUUCAUCGUUAACAAACGCUGAACUUACAGCUGCUUCGUAAUUUGGUUUAGUGUAAGAUUUAUGUUGUUCAUGCGACCUUGUAACCUUUGUAACUCCCUACUUGGCUUGAUGAUAUAUCCAUAUAUAUAUAUAUA
This is a messenger RNA of Salvia miltiorrhiza (redroot sage), 2121 nucleotides long. RefSeq names its product growth-regulating factor 1-like. Gene Ontology annotation, biological process: regulation of DNA-templated transcription; developmental process; DNA-templated transcription. Lineage: Eukaryota; Viridiplantae; Streptophyta; Magnoliopsida; Lamiales; Lamiaceae. Gene Ontology annotation, cellular component: nucleus. The coding region runs from base 243 to 1886 and encodes 547 amino acids. Gene Ontology annotation, molecular function: ATP binding. The transcript is spliced from 4 exons. The record is from RefSeq and is a predicted model, not a curated record.